Molecule: messenger RNA, 765 nt
Organism: Trichoderma harzianum CBS 226.95
Lineage: Eukaryota; Fungi; Ascomycota; Sordariomycetes; Hypocreales; Hypocreaceae
Exons: 1
Coding region: 55-402 (115 amino acids)
Source: RefSeq, a predicted model, not a curated record
GACAAAGAGCUGGCCAAAAGAUUCAAGUCAAAAACAAAAGGGAUGCGGGCUGCUAUGGCGUUGCCAGCUUUCUGCUGCUGUCCCUGCUCUUUGGACCCGACACUCAGCCCUGGGUGCUUCGUACAACCAAGACGCUAUCAAGGGAAUGCGGGAGACGAAGGACACGAGCACGAGCACGUUUUGCCAUCCAUGCUGGAGUACACGAGCAACUGCUGCUCUCAGGCAGUAGCACCAGCCCUGGACGCCUCUGUUCCAUACACCGGCGGUUCGUGGCUGGGCCUUAGCUCGUGGCUUUGGAUUUGGUUCAGGCUCAGGCCCGUGGCUUUGGCUCUGGCUCUGGCCCGUGGCUUUGGCUCUGGCUCUGGCCUUGGCCUUGGCCUCGCUCACCCAACACCAACGUGAUGCAGACAGGCGAUGACGACUCGGCCUCAACGAGUCUCUGAUCUUCCUGCAGCACGACGUGUGGGAACUGGACGCAGACCCCUGCCUGGCGCGCUGGCCCCAGUCCAGCCCAGACCAUCUGGGCAUCCACCGGCUCAUCCUUGUCCUUGGCUGCAACACCGAGCAUCUUGUCUCGUCAACUGUCCAAUCCCUUGACCCUAUCCCACCCCGCCUCCAGCGUCGCCGGCUUGUGCCUGGCCCUAACUUUGUCGUCCACAACGACAAGCUUGCUGACUUUCCCCUGCCUGCUUCAUGUCUGCAGCGAGAUAGACGUCCCGAGCGCUGCCAAUUCGGCCUGUACGAUUCCUGUCCGUCCCUCGUUUC